Kockovaella imperatae is the source of this 1329-nucleotide messenger RNA. Its product is annotated as putative cell division cycle 2. Gene Ontology annotation, biological process: protein phosphorylation; regulation of mitotic cell cycle. The transcript has 8 exons. Lineage: Eukaryota; Fungi; Basidiomycota; Tremellomycetes; Tremellales; Cuniculitremaceae. The record is from RefSeq and is a predicted model, not a curated record. Gene Ontology annotation, molecular function: cyclin-dependent protein serine/threonine kinase activity; ATP binding. Gene Ontology annotation, cellular component: nucleus. The coding region runs from base 1 to 1329 and encodes 442 amino acids.
AUGCGGUUUAGAGAACCAGCCGAUUCCUCCAGAGUUUCUCCACCUCUCCGUGGUCUCUCACCUCAAGGUUUACGCACUCGUUCUAGCUCGCCUCAACGCCUUCCCCGAAGCCCCUCGUCACCUCAUUCUAAUUCACCAACCUCUCCCCCCUCUCCCUCGUUCAUCCGUUCGCGCUCAUCUUCCCCGAGUCAGAUCAAAGCUCCGCCUUCAGGACCUCGACAUCGUGGCAAACCGCCACGUUCGACGCUCAUCCCCCUUCGCUCCGAACAUCCACCUCUGAUCUCUUGCCGAUCAGUGUACAACUACACCCGCUUGAAUCACAUUGAAGAAGGCACGUAUGGAGUGGUCUUCCGGGCCAAAUGUAAUGAUACUGGAGAGAUCUACGCUUUGAAAAAGCUCAAACUGGAAGAAGAGAAACAGGGUUUCCCAAUCACGAGUUUGAGAGAAGUCAUGGCGUUGAUGGUGGCUGGCAGUCAUGAGAAUGUGGUGGGGAUCAGGGAAAUCGUCGUGGGCGAUACGCUAAAUCAAAUAUUCAUUGUCAUGCCUUUCAUCGAACACGAUCUCAAAACCCUCCUCGCCGAUAUGCCUCAUCCAUUUCUCCAAUCGGAAGUUAAAACCAUCAUGAUGCAGCUGUUGUCCGCGGUCGCCCAUUGUCACGCCAAUUGGAUCCUUCACCGUGAUCUGAAAACCUCCAACCUGUUGAUGAACAACCGAGGUCAAAUCAAAGUAGCCGAUUUCGGGCUCGCUCGAAAAUUUGGAGACCCACUUGGAGAAAUGACUCAAUUAGUCGUGACGUUAUGGUAUAGAUCUCCUGAGCUGUUGCUAGGUGCGAAAGAGUACACGACUGCCGUGGAUAUUUGGUCAUGCGGGUGCAUCUUUGCAGAGUUGAUGCAGGGUCAAGCCUUGUUUCCGGGGAAAGGCGAGAUUGAUCAGAUCAGCAAGGCGAGUCAGCAGAUAUUCACCCUGCUAGGUCAACCGAAUGACGAUGUCUGGCCGGGGUACUCGUCUCUUCCCUUGACAAGGAAGAUCAACCCCGUCGGACCAGCGUUCUCAUCCUUGAGGCAGAAGUUUAAACACCUCUCUUCUGAAGGACACAACCUCUUAACACGGCUUCUGUUGUAUGACCCGGAUCGCCGUGUCAGCGCAGAAGAGGCGGGAAAGCAUGCUUACUUCACUGAGAACCCAUUACCGAAACAUUCGGAUCUAUUCCCUUCGUUCCCUAGUCAAGCGGCCGGCGAAAGACGACAUAAAUCUCUUGUCAGUCCUUCUGCGCCGAUUAGGUUAAAUCACGAUGCCUCCGACCUGGCGGAUCUAGACUCAUUCGUCUGA